AUGACCUACGCGCCGCAAACAGGCUUAGACGAGGAGGUUAAGAGGUGCUUCUGGGAGGUGCUGGAUAAGGUGGUGCAGGGUAUUCUGCCUACGGAAAAGCUAUUUAUAGGAGGGGAUUUCAAUGGUCAUAUUGGGUCAUCUGCUGGUGGCUAUGGUGAGGUACACGGUGGCUUCGGCUUUAGUGAUAGGAACGGGGGUGGUACCUCACUGUUGGAUUUCGCUAGAGCUUUUGAGUUGGUGAUCGUGAACUCUAUGUUUCCGAAGAGGGAGGAACAUUUGGUUACUUUCCGAAUUAUGGUUGUUAGGACUCAAAUUGACUACCUCAUCCUUAGGAGGUAUGAUAGGGGGUUGUGUGAGGAUUGCAAGAUGAUCCCGAGUGAUAACCUCGCAACUCAACAUAGGCUCUUAGUGAUGGACGUCGGUAUCUUGAUGAAGAGGAAGAAGAGGUUUAUACGGGGUCAGUUGAGGAUCAGGUGGGGAGCUUUGUCUAAGGAUAAUGCGCAGGAGUUGGAGGGGCGGCUGCUGAAUAUGGGUGCCUAG
Messenger RNA from Nicotiana tabacum (common tobacco), 540 nucleotides. Lineage: Eukaryota; Viridiplantae; Streptophyta; Magnoliopsida; Solanales; Solanaceae. The record is from RefSeq and is a predicted model, not a curated record.